Macrosiphum euphorbiae (potato aphid) is the source of this 558-nucleotide messenger RNA. NCBI's taxonomy places the organism in Eukaryota, Metazoa, Arthropoda, Insecta, Hemiptera, Aphididae. The record is from the annotation of a GenBank genome assembly.
AUGAGUUUUGUAACAGAAAUAGAAAAUAUAUGUAGACAAUUAAAUAAAAAUAUGCAGGAAGAAGAAAUUUGCACUUAUAUUUUAAAGGUAUUAAAAGAGACAGUCUUACAUGCGAUUUCAUUAAACGACAAUAGCAACCUAAAAGAGCUAAAGAAAAAUUUAAAACAAUUUGAAUUGAUGCAAUUUCGAAUUAAUAACAGAGGACCAGAAUUAAGUGAUUAUACAGAAAUUCUUAAUGAACAUGUACCUCAACUAAACCAAAAAACAAAAGAAAAAGGAAGAGAAAUCGAUGAACUAAAAAGAAAGUUAAUAGAGAGAGGUAGAGAAUACAGAACGGCAAAGGUUAUAGAAACAGAUCACAUUCAAGAGAUCGAGAUAAUAAUGGAAAUUACAAUUUAUUACAGUUACAGGUAUCAAUACAGCAGAGAACAUAGUCGAGAGAAAACACCAGAAAGAUACAGGGGAGAUCGCUAUAAUAAAGAAUCCGAAAGAGUUACAUGCUAUAGGUGUAAUGAAAAAGGUCACUAUGCUGAUAAGUGUACAAAUACCAAAAACUAG